Molecule: messenger RNA, 1603 nt
Organism: Impatiens glandulifera
Lineage: Eukaryota; Viridiplantae; Streptophyta; Magnoliopsida; Ericales; Balsaminaceae
Product: bifunctional dihydrofolate reductase-thymidylate synthase-like
Exons: 10
Coding region: 26-1603 (525 amino acids)
Biological process (GO): tetrahydrofolate biosynthetic process; one-carbon metabolic process; dTMP biosynthetic process
Cellular component (GO): mitochondrion; cytosol
Molecular function (GO): thymidylate synthase activity; dihydrofolate reductase activity
Source: RefSeq, a predicted model, not a curated record
GUCUAAAAGAUUAACUUGAUCAGUUAUGGCUUGUGAGAACUCCAUAUCUAAUGGCAAACUCAAUGCAAAUGCUGAGCCAAUAAGAACUUAUCAAGUGGUAGUAGCUGCAACAAAGGGUUUAGGUAUUGACAAAGAUGGCAAGUUACCCUGGGAUUUGCCAACUGACGCAAAGUUUUUCAUGAAAGUUACAUAUGCUACAUCAGAUCCUACUAAAAGGAAUGCUGUCAUAAUGGGUAGAAAAAGUUGGGAAAGUAUUCCAUUGGCUGACAGGCCUUUUCCUGGACGCCUAAAUGUUAUUCUCACCCGUUCUGGUAAAUUUAAUAUUGCUACUUCUGAGAAUGUUUUGAUGUGUUCGAGUACGGUGUCUGCUUUGGAAUUACUAGCAACACCGCCUUAUUCUGAAUCCAUCGAAACAGUUUUUGUUAUAGGAGGUGGAGAGAUUCUAAGGGAUGCGCUUAACGCUCCUGGAUGUGAAGCUAUCCACAUUACAGAAAUUGAGGCAGACCUGGAAUGCGACGUGUUCAUUCCUCCUAUAGACUUUUCGGUCUUUCAUCCUUGGUAUUCGUCGUUUCCAUUGAUUGAAAACAAUAUACGCUACUCUUUUAAUACCUAUGUUAGGGUGAGAAAUUCAGCUGUUUCAGAUGCUUCUAAGUUUGAUGUAACAAAGUUCACUUUUCUUCCCAAGAUGAUAUUUGAGAAACAUGAGGAGUAUAUGUAUUUAAGACUGGUUGAAGAUAUAAUUGAAAACGGAAAUACAAAGGAUGAUAGGACAGGGACAGGUACUUUGUCCAAAUUCGGAUGCCAGAUGCGAUUCAAUCUGCGCAAAUAUUUCCCUCUUCUUACAACAAAGAUAUUUCAUAGUGGGGGGGAUAACCUUGUAUUUGCUCUACAGAAAGUAUUUUGGCGUGGCGUUGUGGAAGAACUUCUAUGGUUCAUUAGUGGAUCGACAAAUGCUAAGGUGCUGCAAGAAAAGGGCAUUCGUAUAUGGGAUGGAAAUGCAUCUAGAGACUAUCUUGAUAGCAUUGGUUUGAAAGAAAGGGAAGAAGGGGACCUUGGACCUGUUUAUGGGUUUCAAUGGAGACACUUUGGUGCUAGAUACACUGACAUGCAUGCGGACUACAAUGGCCAAGGAUUUGACCAACUCUUAGAUGUUAUUGACAAGAUCAAACGAAACCCGGAUGAUCGUCGGAUCAUUCUUUCAGCUUGGAAUCCCUCUGAUAUCAAUAUAAUGGCUCUUCCACCUUGCCACAUGUUUGCUCAGUUCUAUGUAGCCAAUGGGGAGUUAUCAUGUCAAAUGUAUCAGCGGUCUGCUGACAUGGGUCUUGGUGUGCCUUUUAAUAUCGCCUCUUAUUCCCUCCUGACUUGCAUGAUUGCUCAUGUUUGUGAUCUUGUCCCAGGCGAUUUUGUUCAUGUUAUAGGAGAUGCUCAUGUUUAUCGUACUCACAUUAGACCUUUGCAAGAGCAACUUCAGAAACUACCUAAAGCUUUUCCAAUUCUGGAGAUUAAUCGCGAAAAGAAGGACAUAGAUUCCUUUGUGGCUGCAGACUUCAAACUCAUAGGAUAUGAGCCUCACCAGAAAAUAGAAAUGAAAAUGACGGUGUAG